Toxorhynchites rutilus septentrionalis is the source of this 2046-nucleotide messenger RNA. RefSeq lists its product as uncharacterized. The record is from RefSeq and is a predicted model, not a curated record. Gene Ontology annotation, molecular function: nucleic acid binding. NCBI's taxonomy places the organism in Eukaryota, Metazoa, Arthropoda, Insecta, Diptera, Culicidae. Gene Ontology annotation, biological process: DNA integration. The transcript is spliced from 4 exons. The coding region runs from base 1 to 2046 and encodes 681 amino acids.
AUGGGGUCGACCGAAGUGGAAAGAGUUGCAGCCGUCAAAGACCUGGGAAUCGUGCUCGACAACAAGCUAAAAUUUACGCAGCAUAUUGCAACGGUCACCGCUAAGGCUUUCAUCGUUCUCGGGUUCAUUAGACGCCACACUCAGUAUAUUGGAAUAGUUUCGUACAACAUGGAGGCCGUAGUUGAGGAAGAGCUGAAGCGGCUUGAAGAUUUAGGCAUUAUCACACCAGUGACCUAUGCAGACUGGGCAGCUCCCAUCGUAGUGGUCCACAAGCCUGAUCGGUCAGUGCGCAUUUGUGCGGAUUUUUCUACUGGGUUAAAAAGCGCACUUCAAGCGAACAGCUAUCCACUUCCACUCCCGGAAAACAUAUUCAAACGUAUGGCGAAUUGUACGAUGUUUAGUCACAUCGAUUUGUCAGAUGCUUAUCUGCAAUUGGAGAUCGAUGAGGAAAGCAGGAAUUUCGUUACCAUUAACACCCACAAAGGGCUGUACCGUUUCAACAGUAUUUCUCCCGGUAUAAAGUGUGCACCCGGUGCUUUCCAGCAGAUUAUGGAUGCCAUGCUCAGUGGAAUUCCUUGUACAUCUCCGUACCUCGACGAUAUCCUUGUCGGUGGCCGCACCGCCGAGGAGCACAAGCAGAACCUGUACCGUGUCUUGCAACGUCUACAAGAGUAUGGAUUCACGGUAAAAUUCGACAAGUGCAAAUUCUUCAUGCAUCAAGUAAAGUACUUGGGCCAGCUGUUGGACACCGAAGGCAUUCGUCCGGGCCCGGAUAAGGUGAAGGCAAUCGUAAAUAUGCCUCCCCCUCACGACGUUCCCACACUUCGAUCCUACUUGGGUGCGAUAAAUUAUUAUGGGAAGUACAUCCGAGAUAUGAGUACCCUACGUCAACCGCUGGAUGAGUUGCUCAAAGAGGAGAAGGCAAUUUAUCACGCAUCCCGAAGUCUGACGCCAGCUGAGUCCCGCUACAGCCAGAUCGAGAAGGAAGCUCUUGGUCUGGUUUACGCCGUUACAAAAUAUCACCGAAUGAUCUAUGGGAGACAGUUUGUUAUACAGACCAACCACAAACCGCUCCUAGCGAUUUUUGGGUCAAAGCGUGGGAUUCCUCCGUACACAGUCAACCGCCUUCUGACUAUGCUUCUGUACGACUUCCGCAUCGAAUAUGUUUCCACGGAUCACUUCGGGCAUGCAGACAUCCUUUCUCGUCUAAUCAACUCACACGUCAAGCCAGACGAGGACUACAUAAUCGCGUCGCUAGAAGUCGAAAGUGUCAUCUGCAACAUUGUCUGCCACUCUAUCGAAUAUUUUCCCAUCUCUUACAAAACGAUAGCGAACGAUACCUGUGAGGAUCAGACUCUGCAGAAGGUCAUGGAGUUUGUGCAAAAGGGUUCGCAAUCUGAAGCUAAGUCUCUCUCCGGAACACCGGAGGUCCAGCAGUUCUUCGCUCGUCGAGUUUCGCUGUACGUCGCUCACAAAGUGCUGAUGUACAGUGACCGGAUCGUAGUCCUGAAGAAAUUGCAGCAGAAGGUACUCCAGCAACUCCACACAGGGCACCCAGGCAUCGAUAGAAUGCGUUCACUGGCCCGGAAUUUUGUUUAUUUGCCAAACAUCGAUGAUCAAAUCACCGCGCUAGCUUGUCAGGAGUGUGCCUCGGUCGCAAAAGUAGACACCAAGACGAAACUUGAGUCGUGGCCGACUCUCGAGAAACCGUGGCAGAGAGUUCACGUAGAUUUUGCUGGUCACAUCAACGACACAUACUUUCUACUAGUGGUGGAUUCAUUCUCCAAGAGGCCGGAGAUUAUUCCGACCAAACGCAUCACCACCGCUGCAACAGUGUCGAGUCUACGGAAGACCUUCGGGAGAUUCGGUAUGCCUGCGACGCUCAUCAAGACAGCGACAUACCCCGACCCUUCGUGUAAACCGGACGUGUACGUUAUGGAUGUGGGAACCUUUGGGGCAGCUUGUUCACCUACAUCCGCUCAAUACGUGAAGAAUUUAAGUGCCUCCCAACAUGCGGACCAAUCCCAGACGCAGCAAGAGUUAUAG